Symbiodinium necroappetens is the source of this 1412-nucleotide messenger RNA. The record is from the annotation of a GenBank genome assembly. NCBI's taxonomy places the organism in Eukaryota, Dinophyceae, Suessiales, Symbiodiniaceae.
AUGGUAUCGAUGGCCCGAAACUUGAGAAUCGCGAUCCUGCUGGACCUUGGGGGCUUCAAGGCCAUGCUGUCCGAGCUGCUUGAGGGCAGCAAACCCCACUUAAAGGAGGCUGCCCUGCGUUGCUUCCCUGACGACUAUCCGUUCGACUACCGGAAGUGCUGCCGCGAUCCCGGCAACGCGUGGUUCCGCAAGAACGUGGAAGAGCAGUGCUGGGCAGUUCAGAGCGGCAUCACUUUCGAAAAGUGCUGUACCUUCAAGUUUGGACCGGGGCUUCGAGGUCUGCCUUAUGCUAGCCACGCAGAUCCAUCUGCACCGACAGAGUUUGACCUGCCCGUUGGCCGCCUGGUUUUGAGGUCCGGCUUUGAGGAGCCUUUGGGAGACUUCUGGCCGCCCGGUUGGAUUUAUGCGAAGCUGACAGCAGACUUAGAAAGGGCGAUUCUUGACUCUGAAGCCUUCGGCUGGGAGGCGGGAGCACAGAUGCUCCGGCCUUUGCUCGAAUCUCGGGCCUCGGGCAGGGCCUUGCGAAUCUUUGACGUCAGCUGUGGAUUGGGCUUGAGCUCCAUCACGGCAGCGCGGGCAGGUCACAACGUCACAGCCACUGAGGUGUCGCUGGAUUUGAUCCGGACGGCAGGGCGGAAUGCGAAGCGGAACGGUGCCCGGAUGCGCUUGCAGCGCUGGGACUUCUUCCGAGCCGUGCCAGAAGGUUGGCGUUCUUCUCCGUCGCAGUCCAAGGAAUACGACCUUUGCCUGGUGGAUAUCGGCUGGGCCAACCUCCGCUUCCGGGAAUUCCAGAUGGGCAGAGAAUCGAAGAUGCCAAUGUCGUCGGCAAUGUCGGUAUCGGCGUGGCCCAGCGUGGAGAAGGUGCUGAGGGGCGCCUUGCUGCAUUUGCAGCAGCUGGGAGGCUGUCGGCUUCACGCCUUCGUCGCCGCCUCGCAGGUCGUCUCCGAAGAGGGUUUCUACGUGGAUGGCCACUUUGGCUACGCGAACUUCACGUUGGAACUCCUGCAAAGCCUCGCAAGCUUCGCCACGGCUUUUGAAGGUCGCAUCAGGCCGAGGUGGCCAGCGGUGAGCCCACUUGGCUUCCUGGAGAAGGACUUGGACCUUGGCGACCUGGGUGGCGAGCUGGUUUGGACGAAGCCUGCAGUGCUGGGCAAGGUUGUAGGCUACAACAUCUACCUGGGCGUGGCUUGGCAUCACCACGCCCGCUUCACUUCCCUUCAGCGUCGACUUCUCUUGACCUGUGCUCAUUGGCAAGGCUCAAAGGCCCUGUUGGCAAGGGACCCCACCUUCAAGCACACGGUCUUUGACCGCGGUAGGUUAAUGGCAGAGCCUUCUGCCCUCGUUGUACGCGAUUGGGAGCUUGCGCUCGAUGCCGUACACCUGCCCAACACGACUAUUCUUUACAGUGGAAG